CAUCUCCGCUCUCACACACUCACACACGCACGCACACGCGUGGCCGCCGCCAGGUCGGCAACUUCGUCGGGCGCUCCCAGCGGCUCUCGGCUUCCUCCUGUAGUAGUUGGGCUCAGGCCCCGCCUCCCGGCAGUGUUGUCAAACGGGCGGGGGUCUCGGAUUGGUCCAGCCGCCGGGACAACACCUGCUCGACUCCUUCAUUCAAGUGACACCAGAGCUUCCAGGGAUAUUUGAGGCACCAUCCCUGCCAUUGCCCGGCACUCGCGGCGCCGCUAACAGCCUGGUCACAUGCUCUCCGGAGAGCUACGGGAGGGUGCUGGGUAACCUCUAUCCGAGCCGCGGCAGCGAGGAGGGAAAAGGCGAGCGAAGAGGAAGAGUGGGAGGAGGAGGGGAAGCGGAGAAGGAGGAGGAAGAGGAGGAGAAGAGCACAAAGAAUCCAGGUCUCCGGGCGGGAGAUUUACACCAAGAACCAUGUGUGCCGAGCGGCUGGGCCAGUUCGUGACCCUAGCUUUGCUGUUAGCUACCUUCGACCCGGCGCGAGGGACCGAGGCCACCAAUCCGCCCGAAAGUCCCCAAGACCGGGGCUCCCAGCAGAAGGGCCGUCUGUCCUUGCAGAACACAGCGGAAAUCCAGCACUGUUUGGUCAACGCUGGCGAUGUGGGCUGUGGCGUGUUUGAAUGUUUCGAGAACAACUCUUGUGAGAUUCGGGGCUUACAUGGGAUUUGCAUGACUUUUCUGCACAACGCUGGAAAAUUUGAUGCCCAGGGCAAGUCAUUCAUCAAAGAUGCCCUGAAGUGUAAGGCCCACGCGUUGCGGCACCGAUUCGGCUGCAUAAGCCGCAAGUGUCCGGCCAUCAAGGAGAUGGUGUUCCAGUUACAGCGGGAAUGCUACCUCAAACACGACCUGUGCUCGGCCGCCCAGGAGAACACCCGGGUCAUGGUGGAGAUGAUACACUUCAAGGACUUGCUGCUGCACGAACCCUACGUGGACCUGGUGAACCUGCUGCUGACCUGUGGGGAGGAGGUGAAGGAGGCCAUUACCCACAGCGUCCAGGCUCAGUGCGAGCAGAACUGGGGAAGCCUGUGCUCCAUCUUGAGCUUCUGCACCUCGGCCAUCCAGAGGCCCCCCACGGCGCCUCCUGAGCACCCGCCCCAGGGCGACAGAGCCAAGCCCUCCAGGGCCCACGGGGAAGCAGGUCACCCCCUCUCAGAGCCCAGCAGUCGGGAGACUGGCCGAGGCGCCAAGGGCGAGCGAGCUAGCAAGAGCCACCCAAUCGCCCACGCCCGGGGCAGAGCGGCUGGCCACGGGGCCCAGGGGACUUCUGGAAGCAGCGAGUGGGAGGAUGAACAGUCUGAGUAUUCCGACAUCCGGAGGUGAAACGAAAGGCCCAGCCGGGAAGUCUUUCCUCCACGCCGUCCAUUUUCUUCUCUAUGGACAUUCCAAGACAUUUGCCAUUAAAGAGGGGGGAUGUCACACGCAGGAUUUGAUGGGGAUUGCGGACUUGCUGGAGGUGUAUGUUAGCGGCAUGAACAGGUGAGGCGGAGGCUCCCUGGGCAGCGGCGAGGGCUCGGUUGUGCCUGGUGGGUCCCGCACCUGCACAUCCUGAAGGGAGGGCGCCACCCCUCCCUCUUGCGACUUUGCCUUCUUUCGCUCCGUGGAGCCCCCGCCCCUGGGGCAGUGGCCUGCGGUUUCCUCUGCAGGGGGAGGUGACGGGGAGGGCGGGGGUGAACCGACCCACAGGGGCUGGCCCCCGCCCGUAGCUUCUGCUGCUGUCUUUGUGGAGGGCAGCUGGACUCUGGUGCAGGAGUGGGUGUGCAAACCUCCCUGGGAAUCAGGAGAAGGGUGCAGCGGAGGCAGGGGCCAUGUGGGUGCUUGGUGCCAAACCGAAAUCCAGCUUCUUGCAUGGACCCUUGAGGUUUGGAGCAACUUGGGACGGGGAGGGCCGAGGGUUCUAAGUGUAAUUUCUGAGCCAUUGUUGUCUGCGGGACCCUGUCUGAGGGCGUGGCCCCUGUGUGUUUGUAUUUUAACCACUGCUUCACGUCUCAAUUUCACUUUCUUAUUUAUCCAGUUACAUCUCCAUAUCUGUCGUCUCAAUAAAUAGCUUUCAAACUAAGCAACUGGGUCAUUAAAACCAGCUCAAAGGAAAAGCAAACAAACAAAAAAAACAAACCAUCUUUAGGGGCUGCAUUUUUUACGUGCUCUUUUAAAAGGAAUCAAAGAGCCAUGUAACUACAUCUGACUGCCUGACGUGGGUUCCUUGCCACUUAGGGCAAAGCCCACACCUGGAGGAAAAUGCACACACCAGGAGGGCAUCUGACAGAUUUCCUUUUGCAUGUCGGUCUCUCACCCUGACCCUCAGCCAAGAUGGAUAAAGCACCGUACCCUGGGUACCGCAAAGCCAAGUUGGAAAGCUGGCCUCUCCGUGCCAGAGGAUGGAAAAAGGGGAACGGAGCAUGGCGACUCCGUGCUUUUCACCAGGCAACGCCCAUCUCUUACAUCAAUGGAGGAGACUGCUGAGAAUCGCUGAGGGACGAGAUUUCCCGGGUCCAGACUGAACUUUAGCAAUGAGAAAAGGAGUCAGAGUGGCCACAGGAAAGGCAGAGAGGAGAGACAGACCUAAAAAUACAAGGAGAGGAUUAUAACAGAAAGCCUCAGCCGUGGAUGUCUCGUUACUGAAAAGGUUUCAGAGAGAGGUCUUUCCUCCUCUUUCCUAACAGGCUACACAUUAAAGAGUAUCCUUUCUUGCAGCCAGCACUCAACUAGGAGCCCAGUAUUGCAAGGAGUGGAUGGAUGUGCUGGGCCAGAUCCUUCUAGACCAGGGGUCGGCAAACCUUUCCUGCAAAGGUCCAGAUAGUAACUACACUAUUUUCAGUUUGGCAGGUGGUAGGGUUUCUGUUGCUGCUAUUCAACUUGGCCUUUAUAGCAGGAAAGCAGACCUACCUAGACAACCCAUAGCAAAUAGGCUUGGCUCCGCUGCAUUAACAUUUUAUUUAACAGGCGCCCAACGGGAUUUGGCUCUUGGGACUAAGUUUGCUGAUUGCCAUUCUAGUGACUGGGCAAAAAAAAACAUGCAUCCCCCAUUUGUAUCAGCUCAUAGCGCUCCCUCAGAGCAACCUGAGGCCAGAGAUAAAGGGAGCUAAAUUUAUCUCCUCGAAAACGAUUCGUUCCACAGGAUGCCCUUACCCAGAGCCAAGCUAGUGUCUCUAUACCCCAGAUCCAAUCUCGUUGCCAAGACGCCGGUGCUGGAGUGUCAUUUCAUGCACCGUGUUGGAAAGAAACCAUUUGGGUGUUGGGGGUGGCGGGGGCCAAAAGACUGGGAGAAGCACCUCGAAAGAACUGGAGCUGCAGAAAGCCGAGGAGGUAGCGCCCUUGAUCCAGCUCUGCCCGCAGAGGGAAGAGGACCCGCGUGUCAGGCUCUGCCGUGGGAACCAAACGUAAGCGCUGUCUCAAGCCACACAGCACGUGGACUGUUUUCCUUACGUCACUCAAAAGCCGAAGCAAUAACAUUCUCCCGCGUUGCUGGGUCAGCUGUUCAUUUGUCCGCCGGCGCCCGGGCUGGAUGGAUGAAAGGCAUCACUUUUGUAUUUUCCUCAGUGUAAAUGUUGUAUGUGUUCGCCUACUGACAUCCCAUGUGCUGCUUCUAUUGUAAAUAUUUGUCGUUUGUAUUUAUUAUCUCAGCGUCCCCCCCCGCCCCCCCCGCCACCCCGAGGCGUAGACUUACUUACUCUGUUGAUUGGAACCCCUUGACUGAUCUCUGUUGUCUGUUUUUCAUGCCACUGGUUUGUUUCUUCUCAAAAGUCAGGUCGACAUCAUAGCAUUCGGAUUCCUAAUGGUUGGAGGCAUCCGAUAGUAUUUGUUGCUCAGAUUCUUUAUCUCAAAACGGAGGAAAAUCCAAAUUCCUGUAAGCAUGGACAGAGGCAUUGGUGCAAUCUAAAAUGUAAGCAAAGUCGUCCUUAAAAAUAGACCUUCCACUCCGGCUUCAGACCUCAUACAGAUGUACUCAUGAGUCUUCCUUUGCGGAAGGAUGUGGAUUUCCAAAUAAAGAUAUGGUGUUUAUUUUGAGCCUCGCAUCUUAACGAGAUGAUCCGAACACCUCUCCUUUGUAUCAAUAAAUAGGCCUGUUAUUCUGAAGUGAGAGGCCUGAGUGAAAUGCUGACACUCAAAACUGAAUAAAUAGAAAACGCCAGCCCAGAGCUGGAGUCGUACUUUGACACACACACAAAGAGAGAAAUUCCAGCUAGAAGCAAGGAAAAGGCUUCGCUAGAACAACAUGGAAAAACAAUGCUUCCAGGGCCCAUUUCCUAAGGAAGAACAACCCUCGUCUGAUCUCAGAAUUGGCACCACAUGAGCUUGCUAAGUCAUAAUAUCUGUUUCUGUUAUGGAUUUAGGCAGUAGGACCUGUUCGUUGUCACAUCGCAUUAUCUUUCUCCGAGCAUUAAUAAAGGUUUUAAAUAAUUGA
Messenger RNA from Phacochoerus africanus (Common warthog), 4459 nucleotides. It is a transcript of the gene STC2, whose product is annotated as stanniocalcin 2. Gene Ontology annotation, biological process: intracellular calcium ion homeostasis. The record is from RefSeq and is a predicted model, not a curated record. Gene Ontology annotation, molecular function: hormone activity. The transcript has 4 exons. NCBI's taxonomy places the organism in Eukaryota, Metazoa, Chordata, Mammalia, Artiodactyla, Suidae. Gene Ontology annotation, cellular component: extracellular region. Bases 472 to 1377 code for a protein of 301 amino acids.